GUCAUUUAAAGGACAUUUUGCUGAUACUCGUUUACAGUUUUAAAGGCAGGACAUUUACUUGUAACACUAUUUUUACACUGGUCGUGCUAAAAUCUGAAUACUUCUUUCACUACUGGCAAAUUUAGUAACUUAAUACCUAAUGAGGUAUUUUACAUUUCGGUAGGGUAUUGCUAUUUUUACUUUACUGUCUUGAUGGAUUUGGAUACUGUCUCCCCUCUGUUGGUUGGUGUGAGACUGUCUUUGCGGGAACGCGCCUUGGAACGCGCACAAUGCAAAGCGUCCUUUUCGUUUCCAUGGAGACCUCAGACGGUAACAGAACACGGAGGGAAAGGUGUCCGACUCCGAGUCUAGUUUUGAACACCAGAAUUUCACCUUUAACUUUUGAACGACGUGUUUUGGACAUUUAAUGAACUCUGAAUUCUGCCAGGAUUAUCGUUUUGGUAAUUUGCCGUGGUACAGCUGUAUGACCCUGGAAGUUUCCUCCUGGGAGAGAAAUGGAGAAUAGCUCUCAUACACUGCCACCCUCGUCACCAUGUCCUACCACUUUUGGAGGGUCCCUGCCUUUCUCCUCCUCGCCGCAACAAACCUGCUCAAAUGGCCGUGUUUCACUCCCACUUUCACCUAUUUCAUUCCCCCCAUCUCCUACCUCACUUUCUCCAGCAACAGCAGAGUCUAAUAACUCUUCCUCACCUCUUUCACACUGCACAGCAUCUCAGUGUUUCGAGGGACAAAACAUACAGUGCCUCAGCCCGUCGAAUAUAACUGACCAGGAUGACCUGACCUGCCUCAACUGGCUGCAUCAGAGGGGCAACCUCCUACCACUGCAGCCCCUUCCCAAAAUGACACCACUGCCUCAGCUAGAGUCCACCGCACCUACCCAACUUCUUCCUCCUGCCUCGUCCAAGCCACCGUACUCCUUCAGUAGUCUGAUUUUCAUGGCAAUAGAAGACUCACCUGACAGGAGGCUUCCAGUGAAGGACAUCUAUGUUUGGAUUGUGAACAAUUUCCCCUACUACAGAACAGCUUCUGGAGGCUGGAGGAACUCUGUUAGACACAACUUGUCCCUGAGCAAGAGCUUUCGUCGCAUUCAGAGGGACAAGAGCCAGUCAGUGGGGAAGGGAUCUCUGUGGUGUGUGUGUCCCGAGUAUCGACCGGUGCUCCUCGAGGUGCUGAGGAAGACCCACAGUUAUCACAGCACCAAUAUCAAUCUGUUAAACAAGCCUGCAUUGUUGGAAGGAGCUGAAUUUGGGGUGCCUGCAGUGUGCGACUCUAUGGAAAUGUCAGAUCCUCUCUCUCACACCCUCCUCCUCUCCACGCCCUCACCCCAAAUCCUGACCACCGAUAACCCAACUUUCUCUGAAAACCCACCGUGCCCUUUGACCCCGGAUCACGAGGAGCUUGUCACCAUGGAGUCAGUUGAAUACCACCAGGGGGAGGUCAGCGAGGAGAUGGAGAAGGACCCCCUGUCAGACAGCGGGUACAUUGAGUUACACUAUUACCAGUCUCACCAGUACCAGUACCUGGUCCUGCCGGGUGACACAGAGUUGGACCUGGAGACUGUGGAGAUCCUUCAGCUCGAUGCCGAGGCCCAGGAGGCUGCUGGGUCACUGCUGGACCUGGCAGGUGGCGGAUAUUAAUGUUAUAUCCUGUUUAACAAUCACAACUGAUGCAAUGCUUCAAUUCUUUGUAAGCAAAUACUCCAACAAAGCAACAUAAAUGGGGAUUUAUGUUUUAAAGCCUUAAGUGAUAAUGGAUGGAGUGAUGAUGUUUGGCAUAUCGGCUGCUUCUCCCUGAGACGUUGACACUGCCCUAAGGCUUGUUUUGUAGUUAGGUAAAAAUAUAGAUCAACAUUUUGAUGGACUAACAGACAAUGGAUCACAUUACUUAAUAUGUGUUCAGGCACUUUCAAUGCAGGAGCUGAUUUUAUCACUGUACCAUACAAUACAUAUAAUUACAACCAGGACAAAGACUUAAGAGUGUAAUGUUGAAUUGAAAAAUGUGGACAAAAUUAUUCUCUGAGAUUUCAAAACUGAGAGGAAAGUAUUAAUAGAGUAUGAUCUUCAUUACAGGUUUUUAGGUUUUCCACUGUGGUUUUUUAACACAUUGAGUUCAUUCUCAGGGGUGGAAAAAGUGUUUCCAACUCAAGUAGAAGUAUGUUUCUUGGUUAAGAUGUUUCCCAAGUUAGGGUUAGUUAAAAAGUUAAUAAGUUAAGAUUAAUAUAGCGUUGAAACCUGCACAAGAAAAGUACAAAAGUAGCUCUUGACUCACAUCCACACUAUUACCAUUUCAAUAUGAAUAGGUUUUAACAAACAUUUCUUCUCCAAUUCUUUAAAGUGGCGACCAUCUUUUCUUUAUGAGAAGGUUUUCAUGGAGGUAUACUUUAUGAAGAAAACAAAUUACAAACAAACCUAAGACGAAUAUCUUACCCCUGUUACUGUAACCUAUUCUGAAAAUGCUGCCUUUCUAAAAGUAGUUGAGUAUAAUACUUAAAUAAAAAAUACUUAAUUUAUGAUGUAGUUGCAAAUGUAGAUUGCGCUCAAAAAGUGGGAAAGCACUACUCAAUUACAACAAUAUAAGUACUUUUGAUUUUAUUUCUUAAUUAAUUUCUUUACACCCAUUGUCAUUCUCCAGAUAAUGUUUGCUAGAAUUGAUUUUAUGUACAUGAUUUCAUGUUACUGAAUGUCUUCACAUUUUUUGUGAAUUUUAAAACCUAGAUAUAUGAUCUUGUAAGCUAAGCUAAAUUGUCUUCAAUCAGGAAUAGUUUGAUUGGAAUUUUGAGUUAAAAUGCAAAAUGAACUCACUGCCAUUUAAACCACUUUACAUUUCAGGGUACACUGAAUUUCUGUUUGUAAAUGUUAUGUAUUUCCAAAAAAUUUAGAUUUUGAAAUCUAACAAAUAAUAUCUGUCCUGCCGUUCUUGUGAAUUAAAUUACCUGUUUUUUAUGUUCA
Messenger RNA from Sander lucioperca (pikeperch), 2948 nucleotides. Its product is annotated as forkhead box protein N2. Gene Ontology annotation, cellular component: nucleus. The record is from RefSeq and is a predicted model, not a curated record. The coding region runs from base 495 to 1637 and encodes 380 amino acids. Lineage: Eukaryota; Metazoa; Chordata; Actinopteri; Perciformes; Percidae. The transcript has 5 exons. Gene Ontology annotation, biological process: regulation of DNA-templated transcription. Gene Ontology annotation, molecular function: cis-regulatory region sequence-specific DNA binding; DNA-binding transcription factor activity.